AUGGAUAUAGUAAGAAAUUCACGAAAUGAUUUAAAAACACGGCAAAAUGCUUUCGCAACUAUGAUCAAAGACGAACAAAAUUAUACAUUAGAUACUGUCAAAUUAUCACAAUCAUUAAUCAGAUAUGAUAUGGAUUUAAGAACAGAUGCAUUUAGAGCAUUGAUUGCAAUAUUACCAAAGAAUUUUAGCAAAAUGAAUGAGUUUAAAAUUGAUUUAGUUGAAAUUGGGAAGUCUAUUGAAAAUGAAUAG
Molecule: messenger RNA, 249 nt
Organism: Adineta steineri
Lineage: Eukaryota; Metazoa; Rotifera; Eurotatoria; Adinetida; Adinetidae
Source: the annotation of a GenBank genome assembly